AUGUCCAACACUUCUGACGUUUACCUCAAGGCUGCCCGCUAUGGCAAGGACCUUGUUCGCAUCAUGAGAGUCUACAGAGAGGCCGAUAAGCAGACCUGUACCGAACUUACCGUCAGAUUGUUGUUGGAAGGUGCUAUUGAGACCUCCUACACCAAGGCCGAUAACUCUGUUGUUGUUGCUACUGAUACCUGCAAGAACACCAUCAACAUUCUUGCCAAGCGUAGCUCCAACGUCGACAAUAUCGAGGUCUUUGGACAGGAAAUCACUGCCCAUAUGUUAAAGCAGUAUACCCACAUCAGCUCUGCUCACGUUGACAUCAUCAAGCACAAGUGGUCUCGUAUGAUUGUCGAUGGCAAGCCCCACCCCCACUCCUUUGUCCGUGACGGCGAGGAGCUCCAUACCGCAAAGAUCACACACUUGCGUGCCGGUAACAGCGUCACCAUCACCUCUGGCUUGAAGAACCUCUUGGUCCUCAAGACCACCGGCUCUGCCUUCCACGGUUUCUACAAAGACGAGUACACCACCCUUGUCGAGACCUGGGAUCGUAUCUUCUCUACCUCUGUCGAUGCCACAUGGACCUAUACUGUCAGACCCGCCGAAAAGUACUCUGCUGUCGAUUACCCUGCUAUCUACGCUUCGGUUAAGCAGAUCACCAUGGACACCUUUGCCAAGGACGAGUCUGCAUCUGUCCAGGCCACCCUUUACUUGAUGCAGCAGCAGAUCUUGGCCAAGUACAGCGACGUUGCCGAAGUUAGCUAUGCUCUCCCCAACAAGCACUAUGUCGGUAUCGAUUUGAGCAAGUUCAACAUCGACAACACCGGAGCUAAGAUGGAAGUCUAUCAUCCCCAGGCCGAUCCUUCUGGCCUCAUCACUGCUACUGCUGCCCAUUCUACAAUUGGUGCCAAUUAA
Molecule: messenger RNA, 909 nt
Organism: Phycomyces blakesleeanus NRRL 1555(-)
Lineage: Eukaryota; Fungi; Mucoromycota; Mucoromycetes; Mucorales; Phycomycetaceae
Exons: 5
Coding region: 1-909 (302 amino acids)
Biological process (GO): urate catabolic process; purine nucleobase catabolic process
Cellular component (GO): peroxisome
Molecular function (GO): urate oxidase activity
Source: RefSeq, a predicted model, not a curated record